This is a messenger RNA of Heteronotia binoei (common prickly gecko), 4451 nucleotides long. It is a transcript of the gene ACY1, whose product is annotated as aminoacylase 1. The coding region runs from base 219 to 1469 and encodes 416 amino acids. Gene Ontology annotation, biological process: amino acid metabolic process. The transcript is spliced from 15 exons. Lineage: Eukaryota; Metazoa; Chordata; Lepidosauria; Squamata; Gekkonidae. Gene Ontology annotation, cellular component: cytoplasm. Gene Ontology annotation, molecular function: aminoacylase activity. The record is from RefSeq and is a predicted model, not a curated record.
GCGAGAAGGCCCCUAGCUGGCUUGGGACGGGGCAGGGCUGCAAGCUGCUUGUGGGAUUGGCCCUGCCUGAGGCCGGCGGGCGGGCUGGGGGCAGGACUGUCCCCGAGCCCAGCCCGCCCCGCCGAGAGUGCGGCGGACUCGGGAAGGAGGGCUGGAGCAAGGCACUAGCGGCUUCCGCGAGCGGAGAGAACUUUAAUACCGCAAAUCAGAAGGCCAGCAUGCUGCCAGAGAAAGACUGUAAAAAACUGGGGGAGAAGGAUCCCAAGGAAGACCCAUCGGUCACUCUUUUCCGGGAGUAUCUGAGAAUCAAGACAGUCCAGCCAGAGCCUGAUUAUGACUCAGCAGUGAAAUUCCUGGAGAGAAUAGCUUCUGAACUUGACUUGCAGUGUCAGAAAGUGGAGGUUUGCCCUGGCCGUGUGAUCACCAUUCUGACCUGGAAAGGCACAAACCCACAACUCCGUUCCAUCUUGCUGAAUUCUCAUACAGAUGUUGUGCCUGUGUUUGAGGAAUACUGGCACUAUGAUCCCUUUGCAGCUUUCAAGGACUGUAAUGGAAACAUCUAUGCACGUGGAGCUCAGGAUAUGAAAUGUGUCUCCAUUCAGUAUAUAGAGGCCAUCCGAAGGCUGAAAGCUGAAGGAAGACAUUUCCCAAGAACAAUUCAUAUGAGUUUUGUCCCAGAUGAAGAGAUUGGGGGCCAUAAAGGGAUGGAAAUGUUUGUGAAAGGACCUGAGUUCAUGACUCUUAAUGUUGGCUUUGCCUUGGAUGAAGGUCUGGCAAACCCAUCAGAUACCUUCACUGUAUUUUAUGGCGAGAAAUGUCCUUGGUGGAUUAAAGUGAAAGUAGAAGGGAACCCAGGACAUGGAUCUAGAUUCAUUGAGGAUACAGCUGCUGAAAAGCUGCACAGAGUGAUCACUUCCUUCCUAGAGUUCAGAGAGCGUGAAAAACAAAGGUUGAAAUCAGAGAAGCACCUUACCUUAGGCGAUGUAACCUCCCUUAACCUAACCAUGUUGAAUGGGGGCAUCUCCUUCAAUGUGGUCCCCUCUGAGAUGUCUGCUGCCUUUGACAUCCGCAUACCACCUACAAUGGAUUUAAAGGCAUUUGAGGAGCAGCUCACAGCCUGGUGCCGGGCAGCUGGGGAAGGUGUUACCUAUGAGUUCCACCAGAAAUACAUGGAUCAGUCGAUGACCUCCACAGAGGAAUCUGACCCCUGGUGGAAAGCAUUCAGUAGCACCUGCAAGGACAUGAACAUGAAACUGAAGUGUGAGAUUUUUCCUGCUGCCACAGACAGUCGCUAUAUCAGGGCAGCAGGCCACCCAGCCAUUGGCUUCUCCCCCAUGAAUCACACUCCUGUGCUGCUGCAUGACCACAAUGAAUUCCUGAAUGAGCAGGUCUUUCUUCGUGGGAUUGAGAUCUAUGCCCAUCUUAUCCCAGCACUGGCUAGUGUGUCUCCUCUACAAGCAGAGGCCUGAGAAAAGGUUAUAAGCAAGAGGCAGCCGUUUGAAGAAAAAAGACAUAGAAACCAAAGAGAGAGAUGGGCAGUUGAAAAUUAUAUUCUUUCCUGUUGUGACACAAGACACUCCUAGGGGGAUGUAGGCCUUAGAUAUUGUGUUGAGAGCUGGUGACUUGCUUAGGUCUGGUGGUAUCCCAGGACAAACUAUGGAACUCCAGCAUCCCUGAAUGAUACCACCUGGGGCAAGACAUGUUUAAAGCAGAUGUUUAGACUGGUGCAUCUAAAGCUGGAUUUUUUAGGUGUCUGUGACUGGCUCCCCACUCCUUACUGAAACACAUAUAACGUAUCCUUAUUUUCCAGUUCCUGGACUAAAGUUCUCAGUUCCUAAGCUUCCUUAUCGACACCUGUCCAUUUCAGAAAAUCUCCCUGGCUCCUGAUUCUCAUCAUAGAGGCUUCUUGGGAUAAGUAGGGAAGUGUGUUUACCCUCCAUUGGCCUUGGCUGUACCCCUAAUUCCAAAGUUGUGCCAUUAUUUCAUGUGAUCCUUAUAGAAAAGCAUCAGUUCUCCAGCUGCCAGACCCAAAAGAAAGGCAAUGAGGGGAGUCAGAGAAGCCUUAACUUGUAGGUAUAACUAUGCUUUCUAUUUGGAUACCUCCUGUUGAUACCUCCUGUACCUGCUUUAGUGGCUUUCACUGUUGCCAUGCCUGACAAGCUCUACCACCUGAGAACAAACCUUUUGGAGGGCUCAGGCAUCACGGAAAAAUCUUCAUUUUAGCUCUACUGUCUAUAUGCUUUAUGGCUUUAGACAAAUCACCUUUUCUUUUUGUGUCUCAGAUUCCUCAUUGGUAGGGGGGCAUGAAUGAUGGAACUGCUUCCAAACUACCCAGGAUCCUCCAGUGAAAUAUAAUGAUUCUAAAACGGUCUGGGGAGUGAAAGCUGUUAUAUAAAUGAUUCAGAAUGCAUAGAAAAUGGCAAAUCCUUGGGGUGGAGGAACAGUAUUCAAUGGGGCCAUUGAAUUUGUACUACCCUCUCUCCCCCACCACAGUGGAAGGCAAUCUUCAUGAAUUUCUACUCCUUGAACAGCACAGUUACUGGCUGCAGCACACCGCCUUAAGUUUCCAUACUGAACUGCUCUUUAAUAAUGCCAGAAAAAACAGAAAAUCCCCCAAACACGCCAAAUCACACACAAAUUCUAGCAAUUAUAUAUAGUGUAUAAUGACCCAGUGACAAAAUUACAAAAAUCCCAAAAGGUCCAAGAAAAAGCAUGCAACAAUCACUAAUACCUUCAGUAUACAAAACAGUGUAACAAAGCCAACAGGCAAGCAAUACAUAAGAAAUAUACAGAAGUAUGAAACAACAGUCUUCAAAAUAUACAGACACACAGGAUAUAAUAUCAAAAAAUGAGAACAGGAUAUUCUCAACAGGAUUUGAUCAAUAUAUUGACACAUUUUGGUACCAGAACCUUUCUCAAGAGUAAUAUUGAGGGUGUAUUAAUUAUACAAUUUCAAAACCAUAACAGGCAAUGUAAAAAAGUUCCAAAAGCUUCAAAAAUAAUAUCCAACAUAAUAUCCAGCGCAAUCAAAAGGGCUAAGAACAGAGUUCUUAAUAUUCUUUCAGUAUUACUCUUGACAGUUCUGGUACUGAAAUGGGUCAAUAUAUUGAUCAAAUCCUGUUGAGAAUAUCCCGUUCUCAUUUUUGGAUAUCAUAUCCUUUGUGUCUGUACAUUUUGAAGACUGUUGUUUCAUAGUUAUGUAUAUUUCUUAUGUUUGCUCUCCUGUUGACUUUGCUAUACUGUUUUGUAUAUUGAAUGUAUUAUUAAUUGUUGCAUGCUUCAUCUUGGACCUUUUGGGAUUUUUAUAAUUUUGUCACUAGUUCAUUAUACACUAUAUAUCAUUGCUAGAAUUUGCGUGUGAUUUGGUCUGUUUGGGGGAUUUUCUGUUUUUUCUAGCAUCUGUUCUCCUGUCCUAGUUGUUUUUUUUUUAAAAAGAAAAAAAUGCCAAGCAGAAUGAAUGAGUUGAAUGACUGAACCUUGCAUGCAAGAGUCAAAUGCUUCGGACAUCUGAGUGCCCAACAUUGUGGGGGAAUUGUUUUCCUUUUGGGAUAAGGAAGAAGUUUGUGUAUGUAAAGCUAUCCUGUCAAAUGUUUUGAGGAGGUCUGCUUUCCUCUACCCAGUUCUUUGUAAGUUAAGUGCUAUUGCUAAAUGCGCAGCUUACUGCUGAAGUCAGUGAUUUCCAUCGGCGUGCUACAGGGCUAUCAUUGCAUUUGACUACCAUUAGAAGAAAGCAUGCACAACCUGACCCCUGCAUUGGAUGACCAGCUAGCCUGGAGGGCCUACAGCAGGGAUAUGGAGGCCAAAGCCUCCACCUGGUGUUCUUCCCUCCACUCCAGCAAUAGCUGAUCAGAGGCAUUCUGCAUUUGAACAUGGAAGUCCUAUUUGGCUGUUAUGGCUAAUAAUCACUGAUGGAUAUGUCCUCAUGAAGUUGGCUCACCCCAUUUAAAGCCAUCUAAGUUACUGGUCAUCACCACAUCCCAUGUCAGCAAAUUCCACAAGUUGCGUGUAGAAGAAUUUCCAGCAAGUUGUGUGUAGAAGAAUUUUCUUAAGUCAAGCACAUCUGUGUGGAAUCGCAUCUAUAAGUGGAAACCUCUAUCUUUCCCAGGCCUCUCAAACUAUGCAAAAUGAAAGGAAUUUGUUUGAAGACUGACCUCAUUCCUGGGCUUAGCAUCUAAGAGUGGAAGGGGCUGACUAGUUGCAAAAAGUAUCUUUGCACAGUGGGAACGGGGGAAAGAGAGAAAGAUGCUUCAUAGUGACCAGUGGAAUCACCAUUAACCAAGCUUAGAAAGACUUUCUCAAGUGGUGUGCCUGAAUUCCCCCUCCCCAUGAAUAGUAUGAAUGGUUUCUGAUUUAAUUUUGCUUCCAGAACAUAUGUCGGAGCCUCUAGCUCUUUCAUCUGCCUCCACAGGUUUAUGACUUCACUAAAUAAAAUUGUUCAUUUGGAAAGGAAA